Molecule: messenger RNA, 984 nt
Organism: Notodromas monacha
Lineage: Eukaryota; Metazoa; Arthropoda; Ostracoda; Podocopida; Cyprididae
Source: the annotation of a GenBank genome assembly
AUGCUGAGCAGAGUUCCGAGCCAAAUCGGGAAGCAAAGCCAAAAAAGUAUUGCAGUUUUGUCGGCUCUUUCGUUACAAGUGGGUCCCAAGAAUUUUGUCAUCGGGCCGCCAUCGUGGCCGCCGUCGCAGUCGCCGGUGUCGCCUCCCAGCCCACGGAAGCCGCCACCGUCGGCCGCCACGGAAAGCGUCGAUUCUUUAAAAACUUCCGGCCCUCUUACAAAACCCCGGAACUCGCCUAGCAUCGCAGACGCACUUCCGAUUGCCACGCGUAAGCCCGCCGUCAUUCGAAUGAAUUGCCUGCGGCGUUACGUCGGAAUUUUGCGUUUCGGGGAAGGAAUGCGUGGGCAAAUGCCCUCGGGGCUCACGUUUCGAAAUUCCUGCGUGCAGAACUUUAGUCAAUGCUGCUGCAUGCGCGUUGAGGCGGAAUUUGGCCGCGGGUUCCUUCCUUCCGGUUCUGUGCAGAGGCGAGCAAAUAACGAACCACAGCACAUAACGACAUUGACUGCAACAAUGGCCAUUCACUCAAGUAGUGUGGAUUCCCCGGGGUCUCAACCCCAAACAGAUGGGUUUGACACUUCCUUGGGCCCACGUCGACUCCAUCAAGAACGAGCCAAUGAUGAUUUUGACAAUGUUUCAAGUGAGCCCAUUGUGAUGGCGACGUCGACGAGUGAAGUUUCUUUGGCAUUUGGGUCUUCGGAACCAUUUCCUCGACUUCCGGAUCAGAAUUCAGACUUGGUUGAAAACGGGCUGCAGUUGAAGAGGACAUUUUCCGUGGGUCUGUUGCACGUUGAUGCUGAGGAUGUCGUUGUGCGGAUUCAGCAACCGGACCUUCAACAAAGUCGUUCGCAAUCAGCAGAAGGCAGCAACAGCAGAACGGAAACAUUAUUUUUCAACCCUGAAAUGAUGAAUCAAUUUCGCGGAAUGCAGGACGGGGAGAUUCUUGUUGAAGACAUUCGUCAGCCGUCGUUUGGUUCGAAAUCCAAA